AUGUCCCAGUACGACUAUGACAAAUCCACCGCGUUCUUGGGCGAGUGGGAGUCGUACCAGUGGCGCGUGCUCCUCCUCCUGUCCCUGACCAUAGUGCCCAGCGGCUUCACCGGACUCUCCAUCGUGUUCCUCGGGGACACACCGGCGCACCGCUGCCACAUCCCCGCCGCAGCGAACCUGAGCGCGGCCUGGGUCAACAUCAGCAUCCCCCCGGAGCCGGAGCGGACCGGGGAGUCCGGAGCCGCGGAGCCGAGUCAGUGCGCGCGGUACAAGCUCCGCGCGCUGCGGGAGUUUAUGGAGCGAGGCCUCGAGCCCGGGGACGUGAACGUGUCCGGUCUGGAGACGGAGCCGUGUUUGGACGGGUGGGACUACGACACCAGCGUGUACACCUCCACCAUCAUCACAGAGUGGGACCUGGUUUGUGACGACAGCUGGAAAAACCCUCUGACCUCCUCCAUUAACUUCUGUGGAGUCCUGGCGGGAUCCUUUGUUUCAGGACAACUCUCUGACCGGUUUGGGAGGAAGGUGGUGCUGUUCGCGUCGCUCGCUCUCUCAAACGUGAUUUCGUUCCUUCAGAUUUUCUCUCCGUCGUGGCCCGUGUUCUGUGCUUUCUACUUUGUGAUUGGCAUGGGCCGGAUCUCCUCCUAUGUGACGGCGUUUGUGCUCGGUAUGGAGGUGUUGAGUCCGCGCGUGCGUACGGCGUUCUCCACGGCGGGCGUCUGCUUGUUCUUCGCGGCUGGAUACAUGCUGCUGCCGCUGUUCGCGUUCUUCCUCAGAGACUGGAAGAACCUGCUCUUGGGGCUGACCCUCCCCAGCCUCGCCCUGGUGCCGCUCUGGUGGUACGUCCCGGAGUCUCCUCGCUGGCUACUGUCCCAAGGGAGAAUCCAAGAGGCCGAAGUCUUAAUACAGAAAGCAGCAAAAAUAAACAAAAUGGACGCCCCACAGAUCAUCUUCAAAUCUCUACAGGUCGCGCCUCCGUCAGAGAAGAAGAAAACGUCCUAUAACAUCUGUGCCCUGCUGCGCUGGGGCUCCCUCCGCUGGAUGUCUCUCACACUCUGGAUCAUCUGGAACAGCGUGACCAUCGCAUACUAUGGCCUUUCUCUGAACACGUCGAAUCUCCAUGGCGACGUGUACUUUAACUGCUUCCUGUCCGCGCUGGUGGAGGUCCCCGCCUACGUCCUGUCUUGGGUCAUGUUUCACUGGUGUCCCCGGCGUCUCUGUCUCUCCUCGUCUCUGGUUCUGUGCGGAGGCUUUCUGCUCCUCAUUCCCUUCAUACCUCAAAACCUCACGUCCUUCGCCGUCGCUCUGGAGAUGUUGGGGAAGUUUGGGGUGACCACGGCGUUCACCAUCAUCUACGCCUUCACCGCCGAGCUGUACCCCACCGUCCUGAGGAACACCGCCCUCGCCACCUGCUCCAUGGCGGCGCGACUCGGCAGCAUCAUCGCCCCGUACUUCAUUUAUUUAGGGAGGUUCUGGGUGUCAUUGCCGUACGUCCUGAUGGGGGCGCUCACCGUUCUGACCGGAGCCCUGAGUCUGCUGCUGCCCGAGAGCCGCGGACUCCCCCUCCCCGAGACUGUGGGUCAAAUGCAGCCUUUCCCCGGCUGCUGUGUGAUGAAGACUCCUUCAGGCGUCACAGAUGAAGAUGAAUCGAUAGGAGCUGUGUCUCCAGUUUCCUAA
Messenger RNA from Periophthalmus magnuspinnatus, 1677 nucleotides. RefSeq names its product organic cation/carnitine transporter 2-like. Gene Ontology annotation, biological process: transmembrane transport. Gene Ontology annotation, cellular component: membrane. Gene Ontology annotation, molecular function: transmembrane transporter activity. Bases 1 to 1677 code for a protein of 558 amino acids. The transcript has 10 exons. Lineage: Eukaryota; Metazoa; Chordata; Actinopteri; Gobiiformes; Gobiidae. The record is from RefSeq and is a predicted model, not a curated record.